AUGGGAACGGACCUGCGCGAAGCACAGCGCUGCCGACGAGCUGCAAACUGUCCCCUCGCCACCGCCUUUCGUUUGGGGGCCCAGCGAGCAAUAAGACGCAUGCUGCACCGUAGCAGCAUCAGCAGCAGCAGCAGCAGCAGCAGCGGCAGCGGCAGCAGCGCCGCGGAUGGCGCAACUGGAACCUCGAACGGCACUACCCAUGCCGAGCAGCAGCAGCAGCAGCAGCAGCAGCAGCAUUGUCUGUUUGUGGGUGUAGGGGACUGCAGCACUCUGCUGGCUGCUGCUCGUAUGAACGCAGCAGAGCAAAGACAACGGGGGUCUGCGGCGCCUCCUUUGUCUUUCUCUGCUGUCCCUCUCUUCUCAUCUGCUGCACUGUUAGCGACGUACGCAGCAGUGCUGAGGGCGGAGGGAGCCAUGGACGCCGCGCGCAUCUUGCCUAUCAGCCCCUACCUUCUGCAGAUGCAGCAGCAACAGGAGCAACCGCAGCAGCAGCAGCAGCAGCAGCAACAGGCUACCGUUGAGCAAGAGCGGGAGGACACGGGCGAGAAGCGGGGGCCAGAAGAGGUGGUGAUAGAUGCGGGUGCUGCUGCUGCUUUUGAUGGGCCGCAGAGCAGCAGCAGCACCAGCAGCAACAGCAGCACCAGCACCAGCACCAGCUGCAGCAGCAGCAGCAGCAGCAGCAGCAGCAGCAGGAAGCCUGCUCCUUUGCUGCUGCAGCAACCUUUUUCGUGUGUUGUUAUAGAUCCGCUGCUGUUUGAGGUGGGGUUGCUGGGGCGGCAGCUGCUGCCCAUCAGCCGGCAUCUCCGCUCCCUCUGCAUACCGCAGCCUCUUGUGUUUCCAUCGAGCCGAAGAAUUCUGUUUGGGUGGUUGGGGUUUAGGUUCGUGAAGGUUUGGAUCCAGGCGUUCGAGGUUCGGCUGCCACGCCUUCAGCCGCUUAGUCCUGCAGCAGCUGCAGCAGAAGCAGCAGCAACAGCAGCAUCAACAGCAGCAGCAGCAGCAGCAGCAGCAGAGAAGUUAGGAGAAUUUGAUUUAUCUCAUUUGGAGGCAGCAGCGCGCUGGACGGCGCAUGCAGAUUCGGUUGCGUUGCAGCUGUGUCCCAGUGAGAGAGAAGAAGCAGAAGCAGCAGCAGCAGCAGCAGCAGCAACAGCAGCAGCAGGUGCUGCUGCAGCCCCUGCGCACCAUGUCUAUGGAGAUGUGUGUACACCGCGCACAGAGGCCAAGGCGGCGCUGACCUUCCGCUUUGACGGCCCCUUGGAUAGCCUAGACCAGGACCUUCCGCUGCAGCAGGCAGCAGAAAUACAUCUACAGGGGAUCGGCAGCCCGGGGGUGGUGAACGCCUUCGCUGUUUGGCUGGAGUUCUUCGAGCAGAACAACCAAGAGACAGCUGCAGCAGCAGCAGCAACACAUGCAGCAGCAGCAGCAACGGGAGCUGCCGCCUUCACUUACACCGGCCAGCAACAGCAGCAGCAACAGCAGCAGCAACAGCAGCAGCAACAGCAGCAACAGCGGUGCUUCUUCUCCACCUCUCCCCAUAGGGAAACAGCCGAUGUCGCCUCCCUUGCAACACCAGCAACAGCUGCAGCAGCAGCACCAGCACCAGCAGCAACAGCAGCAGCAGCAGCAGCAGCAACAGCAACAGACGGAAAGUACAGAGGGAAACGGCAUGUGAAGCAGAGCCUCUUUUGGGUCUCUCCUGUCUCGCUUCGGCCUGGAGAGGGCCUCCGCGUUCAGGUGCUGCACACGCCGACGAAGCUAUCUCUCAGCAUUCUGGAUACUGCCGAUCCCUCGGGCUCCCCCAAAACAGCAGCAACAGCAACAGCAGCAGCACCAGCAGCAACAGCAACAACAGCAGCAGCAGCAGCAGCAGCGGCGCGUCGGCCGUCGGCUGCUGCUGAGCAACGACGGGCUGUGGCCCCUCAUCAGCUGGACUUGGCCCGCGAUCCCGUCUUGGUUCGCUUGCUGCAGCGUGCGCUGCUGCAGCAGCUGCAGGGUCAGAUAAAGGUAUUCGAUAGAACCGUAAAGCGGCGUCUGCGGCUGCUGCAGGCUGCUGCUGCAUCUCCCGUGGGGGCCCCCAAGGGCCCCCAGCAGCAGCUGGCGGAAGCGGUGGAGCGGUCUCCUCCUGUGUCUGUGUUGUGCAGCAGCGGCUGCGUGCUGCUGCCACUGCUCGCGCUGCAGGCAGCAGCUGCUGCUUUCUGCUGCGCAGCAGAGAUGAGGGAGGUGAGGACCUGUGGGGCUCCGCUGCCGCUGAAGCUGUUUGCUGCUGAGCCCCUCUCGGGGGCCUUCGAGCUGAUGAAGAAGCUGUUGCUCUCCAACGCCGAGCAAACCCUCGGGCCCCUACAGCCGAAGCCUGAAGAGCGAGCAGAGGCUGCAGGCGGCUGGCGAUCGUUCAAGGAGCUAAACUCAGCAGCACCAGCGGGGCAGCAGCAGCAGCAGCAGCAACAGCAGCAGCAGCAGCAGCAGCUUGCUGACUCCAGCAAGGCCAGUGAAGCCGCACUGCUGCAACGAGCGAAGCUGAAAGAAGCGGUUGUGGCCAAGCAGACGCCGCUCUUCUCUUUCUUACCCCCAGAAGAAGCUGAAGACACGACGGCCCUUCUCGCGUUUGCGGAGGUCCACCGGAUGGAGCCUGGUGGUAAUAUAAAGGAGCAGGUGCAGCAGCAGCUGCAGCAGCAGCUGCAGCUGCAGCAGCAGCAGCAGCAGAGUGAGGGUGCUGAGAGCCCUGGGGGCCUCUGCAGGCUGCCUGUCUGCCCCGGCCUCUUCGCCUCCCUCGCCCUCGACAACGCGGGCCCAGGCGAAGGCAUUUCUGUCUUCUCCAAAUAUGCAGCGAAGGCUCUGCUGCGUAAGAAGGACGCCGGUUUGCUGCUGUCUCGCGUACGAGUGAUGGGGGCGGUGCUGCAGCUGGGGUUCGACGCAGCAGCAGAAGAUGUUGCUUCAGGGGCUGCAGCAGCAACAGCAGAUGCAGUAGCUGCAGCAGCACCGCGUGUGUGGCAUGCUGCUGCUGCUGCUGCAACAGUUGAAGAUGGAGACUACUUUGAAGUGUCCCUCGACGAGGAGGAGUUCGUGCUGCUGACGGAGCCUGUCGUCCUCUGGAGCGCAGAAUUUGGUCCCGAAGUAGCGGGAACUCUCCAGAGACAAAGACAAGCAGCAGCACAGAAGCUGCUGUCCCUCGAGGCCCUCCGCAGCGGCACAGCCAGUGCGCUUGCCCUUUGGUUUGAGUUUUCUAUCGGUGACUUCACUGUCUCUACACAGCCGCAGUGCAUAAGGAGCCUGAUACAGCAGCAGCAGCAGCAACAACAACAGCAACCGCAGCAGCAACAGCCUGACGGAGCCGCUGCCGUUACUGCUGCUGCUGCUGCUGCUGCUGAUGAAGAAGCAUGGGAAAUUCAUCACUACACGCAAGCAUGGAGACAGGCGAUGUUUUAUUUGAAGCCACAAAAGGUGUCAAGAGGAGAGACGGUAAACCUUCAGGUGUAUGCGGGCGACGCCUCGCUGAAGGCACGCAUUGCGCUCAGCAGCGAAGAGCAGCAGCAAGCGGCCACAGAUGUUGAGGAGUACGAACUUCGCAUGCAGCAGCAGUGGAAAGGUCUACGGGAGGCGCAGCAGAAGGCCUCUGAAGCCUGGAUGCAUCUGCUGUUCGCCCCCGUUGACAUAGCAGCAGCAGCAGCAGCAGGUGCUGCUGCUGCUGCUUCGCGACCUCAGCCAGCGCAGAUUGCUGCAGUAGCAGCAACUAUAGCCCGCUGGCCCGCUGAGCAGCGCAGCUUUUUCCUGGACCCAGCUGAAGCUGCAGGGGUCCUUCGCGCUCUCUUCUACUAA
This is a messenger RNA of Eimeria mitis, 3810 nucleotides long. RefSeq lists its product as uncharacterized. The record is from RefSeq and is a predicted model, not a curated record. The transcript is spliced from 14 exons. Lineage: Eukaryota; Apicomplexa; Conoidasida; Eucoccidiorida; Eimeriidae. Bases 1 to 3810 code for a protein of 1269 amino acids.